Molecule: messenger RNA, 882 nt
Organism: Psylliodes chrysocephalus
Lineage: Eukaryota; Metazoa; Arthropoda; Insecta; Coleoptera; Chrysomelidae
Source: the annotation of a GenBank genome assembly
AUGGCAGAUAUAAAAUAUAUCUGGUGCUCUGAAAAAGAAGGCGAAACUUCAAAGUUCGUUAAGUUAUCUGCCAAAGGUAUACAAGGAAUUAUAAGUAAAAUUCGAAAAGACAAUAUCCAUGAGUUAUUUGAACCAUUUCCUGAUGACCCCGUGAGAGUCCAUGUUGAAUGCCGCCGUGUAUAUACAAAUCCUAAUAAUAUCCAGAAUGAUGCAAAAUUCAAGUUAUCCACUAAGGAUGAAGCACAAGGUAGUUGCAGGCGAGUAAUCCGGUCGAAUAUACCAACAUUUUUAUUCACAGAACAAUGUUUAUUUUGUGGUCGCUUUGUUACUGAUCGUGAGAAACGGGAUAAAUCUGGGAUUAUACAGGUCCGUACAGUAAUGUUUCAAAAAUCAGUUAUGAAGGCGUGUAACUCCAUAAAUGAUUUAUGGUCAGAAAAGGUUCAAUCCCGUUUGCUAUUAGUUAAUGACUUGCCAGCAGCAGAUGCCAUUUACCACCAGGCAUGCAGUGUAAAUUUUCGAAAAGGUGACCUGAUCCCAAAAAAGUACCAAGAUAAUUCCAAAGACGAAUUACGUCACAAACCUCUUGGUCGUCCUAUGGAGAAAGACAAGCUAGAUGCUUUUUUGGAAAAAGCAUUGAAGUUGAGCAUGAUAUAUUUGAGGCGACUUCGGCUUCGCCAGAGGACCCGUUCCAAAUAUCAGACGAUGACCCAAGUUAGACCCCCCAAGACACCCAAAAAAAAGUUGUUGCCGGAUUAUUUUGGAGUAAGGAAUGAAAGCAUAAGUCAAAUUUUACAAAUUGAACCAAGUCAAAAACCAGAGCAGUUUAGCGAUGGUCAAGAUAAUUUGCUUACCGAAAAAAUACAAAGAUGGAAAGUUUUAUGA